UUCUGAGAUGUUGUGUUUAGGAGGAGAGACAGGCAGCGGGGGCAAUGGACCACUGGUCUUUGGAGAGAAAUGAUCAGUUGAACUAGUGUUGAUUUUGGCCACUUCAGAAUGGGAUCAAGGGAUAUUCCUGGACUUGUCAGGGGCCAGGAGAGAAAAGGAAGGACCCUGAGUGUGUUCCAUCAAUGGUCCCGGAACUAAAAUAGCUAAGGUUAAGUCCGGUGGCUAACUCACAGGCAGCCCCCACUUCUACGAAGCUCCUCCCUCCAGCUAGCUAGGCAGGGUGGAUUAUCGCUGUCCAAGUUGGGUUUGUCCCAGGCUGUUGAUUCACAGCUGAGGAUAGUGGCACAGCUAGUGGCCUGACCUCCCCAGCAGAAAGGGUGCAAGAAGGCUUUUCUAUGGACUGACUGUUCUUCAGACACACAGGCUCUGAGAGACACAUGAAAGCCACCCUCCAGCCAGCCAAGAAUUAGCUGAGCCCCAGAGUGAAUGCUUGUCCACAUUGCUGAGAAUGGCAUCAAGGCCCAGUCCGGUACCAAGACAAGGUUAAACUGGGACACAGCUGCACAGCGAUCCUGAUGUCUGUUCCCAGCGACAUAGUCAAGGCUGUGACAACAGGAGGCCCCAGUUGGUACCAUGGCUUCUGCCGAGCCCUUGACAGCGCUGUCCCGCUGGUACUUAUAUGCCAUCCACGGCUACUUCUGCGAGGUGAUGUUCACGGCGGCCUGGGAGUUCGUGGUGAAUUUUAACUGGAAGUUCCCGGGGGUCACGAGCGUGUGGGCCCUCUUCAUCUAUGGCACGUCCAUCCUGAUCGUGGAGCGCAUGUACCUGCGCUUGCGAGGCCGCUGUCCUCUUCUGGUGCGCUGCCUCAUCUACACGCUCUGGACCUACCUGUGGGAGUUCACCACCGGCUUCAUCCUACGCCAGUUCAACGCCUGUCCCUGGGACUACUCCCAGUUCGACUUUGAUUUCAUGGGCCUCAUCACCCUGGAGUACGCGGUACCCUGGUUCUGCGGGGCUCUCAUCAUGGAGCAGUUUAUCAUCCGCAACACCCUCCGCCUGCGCUUUGACAAAGACGCAGAGCCCGGGGAGCCUGCCAGUCUGCCAGCCCUGGCCAAUGGCCACGUCAAGACCGACUGAGUCAGAAGAUCAAAUGUGAGAACGUGAGGCCUCUCCUAGGAACCCAUGGACAGAGAGGCCAAGCUGGUGGGGUUACCUCUUGGUUCAGCACAAGCCCUGCUCCCAACUGGGUCUUAGCCCAGUAGGGCAAACACAACCACAUGGGAGGGGCAGCGGGAUGAUGUUGGGGAGUUAAGUGUCUAGACAACAGAAGGACAAUGGGACUCGUCCGUGGCUCUCAACCCAUACUG
This is a messenger RNA of Acomys russatus (golden spiny mouse), 1367 nucleotides long. RefSeq names its product transmembrane protein 229B (gene Tmem229b). The record is from RefSeq and is a predicted model, not a curated record. Lineage: Eukaryota; Metazoa; Chordata; Mammalia; Rodentia; Muridae. The transcript is spliced from 3 exons. The coding region runs from base 634 to 1137 and encodes 167 amino acids.